Molecule: messenger RNA, 2592 nt
Organism: Ostreococcus lucimarinus CCE9901
Lineage: Eukaryota; Viridiplantae; Chlorophyta; Mamiellophyceae; Mamiellales; Bathycoccaceae
Exons: 1
Coding region: 1-2592 (863 amino acids)
Biological process (GO): DNA topological change
Cellular component (GO): nucleus
Molecular function (GO): DNA binding; DNA topoisomerase type I (single strand cut, ATP-independent) activity
Source: RefSeq, a predicted model, not a curated record
AUGCCGACGCGAAUCCUGUGCGUCGCGGAGAAACCGUCGCUGGCGAGCGCGAUCGCGAGGACGCUCGCGCGCGGAGGCGAUGGAGGCGAUCGCGGCGUCGUCGCGCGGCGAGGGCUGGCGACGGAGGUGCACGAGUUCGCGACGGCGCGAGAGGGGUCGUGGGCGUUCGCGAGCGGGACGCGGGACGGACGCGCGGAGUGGCGGGUGACGUCGACGACUGGGCACGUCGCGAGCGUGGAGUUUUCGGCGCGGUAUCAGGCGUGGGAGGGGUGCGAACCGGGGGAGCUGUUCGCGGCGGACGUGGUGAAGCGCGCGGACGGGCGAAUGGUGGGGCAUCUGGAACGCGAGGCGAGAGGGUGCGAUUAUCUCGUGUUGUUUCUCGAUUGCGACCGGGAGGGGGAGAAUAUAUGCUUCGAGGUGAUGGAGGCGUGCGCGGGGGGGUUGAAAACGGGAGCGACCGAACCCGGGGCGCCGUCGGCGCGGAUUCUGCGCGCCAAGUUUAGCGCGGUGACGCGAGAGAGCAUCGAGCGCGCCAUGAGGACGCUCGGCGAACCGAACAGAAACGAGGCGCUCGCCGUGGACGCGAGGCAAGAGUUGGAUUUGAAGAUGGGCGUCGCGUUCACGCGAUUCCAAACGCAGUAUUUUUUGAACAAGUACGAUCGCUUGGAUGCGCGCGUGGUGUCGUACGGGCCGUGUCAAACCCCCACGCUCGGUUUCGCCGUGCAGAGACACUUGGAGAUUAUUCGUCACGUUCCCGAACCGUAUUGGGCGCUGGACGCCUCGUUUGACGACGCGGCGACGGGGGACACCAUCGCGCCGGCGUGGCGACGGACGAGAUUGUUUGACGAAGAAACCACGCGCGCGUUUCUCCAGCUCGUGAACGACGCCAACGAGUUCCGAGUCACCUCGAUUGAGGUCAACGCGGAAAAGCGCGGGCGCCCGAGCGGGCUAAACACGGUCGAGAUGCUCAAGGCGGCGUCGGCGGGUUUGGGCAUGGGCGCCCACCGUGCGAUGCAAGUCGCCGAGCGUCUGUACAUGGCUGGUCAUAUAUCGUACCCACGCACCGAAAGCACGGCGUACCCUCGCGGUUUCGAGUUGAAGCAGACGCUGACGAUUCAAAAGUCCCAUCCGACGUGGGGCGCGUUCGUCUCGCGCUUGCUCGACGAAAGUUCGAUGACGUCGCCCAAGCGAGGCGUGGACGCGGGUGAUCACCCACCGAUAACGCCGAUGCGUGCGAGUACGGAAGACCAAGUGGGAGGCGGUGAGGCGUGGCGGCUGUACGACUUCAUAUCGCGACAUUUCAUCGCGAGCGUAUCGCCCGACUGCGAAUACGAGACGCAAACCGCGACGUUGGACGCCGGCGGCGAAGAGUUUACGCUGCAGGGUAAGCGCGUUAUCGAGCACGGGUGGACGGAGAUCAUGCCGCACAGGAUGAUCGAAGAUAGUUCAUUGCCCGUCUGCGUCGUCCAAGGCGCGAGAAUACCUCUCAAGUCGGUACGAUUGCGAAGCGAAUCAACAUCUCCGCCAGAGUACUUGACGGAGAGCGAACUCAUCGGCUUGAUGGAGAAGAACGGCAUCGGCACGGAUGCGUCAAUACCGACGCACAUCAACAACAUCCAAGUGCGCAAGUACGUCGAUGUCGCAAAAGGCCGUCGAAUAGUGCCGAGCCAGCUCGGGAUCACGCUCGUUCAAGGAUAUCACGCCAUUGACUCCGAGCUCGUGUUGCCCACGGUGCGUCGGCACGUCGAGCGACAGCUGGAUCUCGUCGCCAAAGGUCAGGCCCCGUACGAGGGUGUGGUCGCUCAUAUUCUCGCCCAGAUGUUCGACAAGUUCAACUACUUCACCACAAACAUCGCCGCCAUGGAUGCGCUCUUCGAAGCGUCAUUUUCGCACACGACGACGGAGUCUACGCCGUACUCCAAGUGCGGUCGGUGUUCGAGAUAUCUCAAACUCGUCGGCGCGACCGGGCGCAUUCAGCGUCUCUACUGUCCGACCGAGGAGGUGGUUUACGAACUCCCGAUCGGCGGCGUGUUCAAACAACACAACGGUCGCACGUGCGCGAUAUGUGGCUUCGAACUGUUGAUAGUUUCCCAAAAAGGCACGGGGCGCGCGUAUCCGCUGUGUCCGUUUUGUUUCAACCAUCCCCCGUUCGAGGGCGCGCCUCGAAUUAAGGCUUUACUCCGAGGCUCACCGCACCCGCGCGAGCACCCAGUCGCGGACGACGUGAGCGUAUCAACGUGUCCCGAGUGCGCGGCGUCGAAUAGACCGGGCGUGUUGAUGCUCGAUCCCGCGGCGACGUCGCCCGGAAAGCUGUACUGCUCGAGCGCGGCGUGCGACGUCCUCGUUCGACUGCCGCCUAGCGUGAAACGAAGCGCCGUGAGCCACGACGCCGAGUGCGCAGCGUGCGAGGCGAAGUGUUUAGAUCUCGAGAUGUUCAACGGGGAUAAGGCAACGGUGUGUCUGAGAUGUGAGGAUGAGUUGAGCGAAUCCGUUCGCGUCGUCCGAGUCAAGCCGCCGAGCUCGGGUCGCGGCGGAAGAGGUCGCGGCGGAAGAGGCGGCCGGGGACGGGACGACGAACGGCGACGCGAGUGA